UUUUCGCGACUGCUCUUCGUAGGUAUGAGGAUGCUAUUGCUCCUCUCUGGAUCUGACCCACGCGUGUGAUGCUGAUGCUGGUCUCAAUGGGUUGCGGUGGAAGCAGGUCUGCCGCCAUCGAGCCCCGGUAUCACGAGAGCAGAGACACCGAGUCGACGUGGCUCACGGACACGGAGAUGACACAGCUGGCCGGUACCGCUCACAAUCCGACUGGUGGAACCGACAUCGGGAACACAGCACCCACCGGCUCAGGUAAAAGAGAAGAUGACGGCUCAUGUGUGAAGGAGAGAAAGCUGGUGAACGCUGGGACACAAUGCUGCAGAUCCUCCACACACACAAACAUCAACCAGAGAGCACAGAGAACACAGGUGAGAAAUAAAGCAAAGAAAAUCUCCCAGAGUCCCGUCUCGCUGUGAGCAGAAGACUUUUCUCUUUAAAAUCAGUCUCACCGUCUGCAUGUAACACGUCAAGAACACACGUCCACCCUGCCACAUGCUGCAUCAGCUCAUUAAAUUCAGCUCAAGUCUUUAUAUUGCUGCCUUCAUGUUUCUUCUGACAGUAAUGUCGAGUGUGUUUCAGUAUUUUGUGUGUUUCUAGUGCCUAUGAUCAUCUGUUUGAUGAUGCAGGUAUAUAAACGUCUCAGGUCGUGACUCGUGAUUUGUCAAAAUGAAGAAAAAAACGAAUGCACUGAUUAAUAUUUAACUAAUCAAUUUUUCGCUUAAUAGGACUAGAUCAAAAAUGUAUCAGCUGAAUAUUAGUCAAAUGUA
Molecule: messenger RNA, 767 nt
Organism: Triplophysa dalaica
Lineage: Eukaryota; Metazoa; Chordata; Actinopteri; Cypriniformes; Nemacheilidae
Gene: baalca
Product: BAALC binder of MAP3K1 and KLF4 a
Exons: 3
Coding region: 69-416 (115 amino acids)
Cellular component (GO): cytoplasm
Source: RefSeq, a predicted model, not a curated record